Molecule: messenger RNA, 3428 nt
Organism: Pseudonaja textilis
Lineage: Eukaryota; Metazoa; Chordata; Lepidosauria; Squamata; Elapidae
Source: RefSeq, a predicted model, not a curated record
AAGGGGCGUGCGCGUGCGCAGGAAGGCGAGCGGGAGUGCGAGGAUGGAGGGUCUCGGCUCGGCGGUUCUGACCCCGCAGCAGAAGGAGCAGCUGAAAGAAAAACUGGCUGUAUUGAAAAGAGAAUACAACAGAACAUUCCACAGGUUGCAGCGAGCUGAGAGAGCGGCGAGGGUUAAAAAUGAUAUCAAGGAAACGGUUGCAGAGCAGAACCUGCUCCUCGGACAGGAGGAAGCUGUGAAGAACCAUGCAGGAAACCUCAGUCAACUGUCUCCCGAGGAGGGUCAGGCCGGGAUUUCCUGCCCCGGCAGCACCGCAGAGACCACGCCGGUCCUCUUUAAGUCCGGAGCCUGUGAAGGCAGCUUGCCAGAAACGUCAGAUUCCAGAAGAGCCCAUCAGCCUAGCCGAAGGGUGCUCUUUGAUUCUGCGGAGCCACCUCUGGCGAGGAACAGCAGCCUGCACUCAACCGGCGGACGUGGCAGAGAGCAGCGAGAAGGGCCUUCUUUGGCCACAUGGGGAGAAACGGCGUGGGAGGCGCAUCGGAGAGAGCCUGAGAGGGCCACAGAGCAAGGCUGGGAGUCUCCAGGCUUUAGGAGAAGCAGCAGCCUCUUGGACCCCGGCCAGAGGAGCCCCCCCAAGUCCUCCCUGCGGGCUAGCCCAGGAGGGAGUGGCGAUGUGACUCCUGCAAUGUCAGACCGAGGCUCUGAACUGGGCAGGCGGAUGCAAACGGAUGUUCCUGCGGCAACGCAAGAACUUCCUUGUUCCCUGCCACAAGCGAGUCAAGGGUCCUGCCAUGAGCCUCCGAGCCAACAAGAGGGUGUUUCCGGUCUGGGGGACUUGGCUGCUGGGAGCAGGUCCUUCUGGGCCAGUGUGCGGAGCGAGGAGCAGCCUGGGCAGGGGUGCGAGGAAGGUGCGGGAAGCUUGCCGGUGACCCCUGACGCUGCUCGAGGAGGCAGAGCUGUUGCCGAUUGGCUCAGAGACGACGGGGAGCCCCCCAGGAGGGAGACAAGCAGGGAGGACGAAGGGCACAGCCUUGAAGCGGGGUCAGCCCCCCUGGGAGGGGUCACCCCCAGUGAGGAGGGGCUGAGCUCUUGCACAGUGGUGGAGGGACUCAUGUUCCCCUUGGAGUAUUACGUGCGCGUGACCCGGAGGCUCUCCAGGCGCCAGAAGGAGGUGAACUUGGAGGCGGUUGUCCAGAGCCAGCUGGGCAAGGGCAGGAAGGGCCGGAGAGGCCCCCACAAAGGGCAGGGGGGGAAUCCGGCCCAGCCGCCCCAGGAGCUCCCCAAAAGGGACGACCGGCCGAGCUCAACUCCCAGGAUGCGAGGAGAUGCUUCUGGGUCUCCACCUCGCUCUCCCGAGAGCGGCGGGUCUGGCCAGGGCAGGAGGGGCCGGAGGCUGAGAAGGAGGACCCAGCAGAGGACUUCCUUCAGCACAGGCAGCCCACCAGCAAGCUCCCCAGGUCUGGCUUCUCCUGCCCUCUGGAUGGUGGAGGAUUCUCCUGCUCCUGCAGCCUUGCCUCUCACCCCCCUGGUUGGGCAGGGGUCCCGCCUCAGCUGGCUGCCUCCCGGCCUGCUGCCUCAAGAGUUCCACCUGCCCGAGGAGGAUUUCGGCCACCUGAAAUCCAAGAAGCUCAAAGUCUGUCCCGAGAAGCCACUGGGGGCCUGGGAUGCCGGGGGGUCCAGCAAGAGUCCUCCCAGACCCCCCGGGGAGGCUCCUCUCGAGGAAGGAGCAGCGUUGGGCCAAACCCUCCUGUCCGGGAUGAGUGGGGGCUCCUCCGCUCUUUCUUCCCGUGAGCUGCUCCUCUCCCCGGCCUUGGAGGCUGGACAGAGCCUUUUGCAGACCCCUAAUUUUCCCCUGGUGGGGGCAACCCCGGCUCCCCUGCAGUCCUCCCCAGGCGCCCCUGGGGCCUCUCUUACGCAAGCAGCGGUGGCAGCGUCUUCCGACCCAGGAAGGGGCAUCGGGUGGCCUUGUUCGCCAGCUGGCAUCGGCAGGAAGGCCCAGGAAGAAGCCGCCAGCCCAUCGCAGAAGCCACUUGAGCGUGACAAGGAGCCCCCCAGGCAGAGCGGCCCAGCAAAGGAGGUCCAGGUGGAGGCACCGGCGGACACUCUGAGAGAAGGACACUUGAAAAUGACUUCAAAAGUGAAGAACGGCUCCGGCUCCUGCUUGGUGGACAUGAGUGCCGUGUGGUGGGAAGGCACUGACUUCGCAGAAUUGUGUAUGGUGACGGCCGAGGAAGCGUCCAUCUCUCUCUGGAGGCCUCUGGAACCUGGCCAGUGGGGGACGGUGCACACCUGGCACUUUACAAAGCUUCCAGUUCUUCAAAUAGUUCCCCUGUCGGGAGCUCACAGCGUGGUGUGCGCAGUGCUGGGGCGCCUGGAGACAGCUGAGAUAAGGCUUUUGUUUGGCUGUGCUGAAGAGGAGCUGCUCAAAGCUGGAAACAUAAACGCUGUCCUUGGUCUGGCCGAUAGGAAGCUGGUCAGCAGCUGUUGGUCACUACAAGGUCAAGCAGUGGAAGUCUUCUCUUUCUCUGAGGUGGGAAGGAGCCACCAGCGUUGGGCUUUGAAGCCCCCGGAAGAGACCGUCUUGGCGUUUGCCGAUGUGGCUGGACUGCAGGAGGCUCUGCUUGGAAUGACCGCCAUGAACUGCAUCGUGCUCUGGAACCUGGGAAGCGGGCAGUUGCUGAAGAAGAUCCCGGUGGGCUGGUCCUUCCCUGCGUCCGUCUGCCACAAGGCCUACUCUGAUUCGGGCCUCCUGUUCCUGGUCUUCAGCCACCCACACGCCAAAGACAGCCAGCUGCCUGGGAACCCGGCCUUCCAGAUCAUGGCGCUCAACCCCAAGACCGCCAGAAGCUCUGGGGUGAUGCUCUUGGCCCCGCCCCCCGGCGUCCAAGGAAGAUACUUGGAGCGCGACGUGAGGGGCUCUUCGGCCGCAGCUGUCCUGACAUCUGGAGCCAUUGCGGUCUGGGAUUUAUUUCUGGGGCAGUGCACUGCGUUGCUGCCCCCCAACUCUGGAGGCAGCUGGUCCCUGGUCAGGUGGUCAGUCACGGACACUUGCCUGCUGGCUGGGCAAGAAGACGGCUCGGUUUACCUCUAUAGGUACUCAGGGGGGCUCCACCCCGGGUGAGAGACCUGCAGACCCCGGCAUCCCGCCUUCCAACAACUCUGGAGCCAAGUCCCUCAGGGCAGUUGAGGGACACGCCAAGCUCACAAUGGAGGCGUUGCGAAGUGCCCUCAGGGAGGUGGGAGUUUUGUCCAAGGGACUCAGAAAUGGACGUGGUCACAAUCCACCUGGGAUAUUUCUUCUGCAAACGGGCUAGAAUUAAUGGGGGCUACUGGUCUGCUAAGAUUUCCCCUCUUUUGGGAACAACUGCCCUGCGCCCAUUAAAAGGAACGAAACUGAUAAAGCAACUGACACGAUUUCCUUGACUCUU